Dunckerocampus dactyliophorus (ringed pipefish) is the source of this 6375-nucleotide messenger RNA. It is a transcript of the gene atad5a, whose product is annotated as ATPase family AAA domain containing 5a. The record is from RefSeq and is a predicted model, not a curated record. Bases 755 to 5881 code for a protein of 1708 amino acids. The transcript has 22 exons. Lineage: Eukaryota; Metazoa; Chordata; Actinopteri; Syngnathiformes; Syngnathidae. Gene Ontology annotation, molecular function: ATP hydrolysis activity; DNA clamp unloader activity; DNA binding. Gene Ontology annotation, cellular component: nucleus.
AAAUACAGUACCAAUCAAAAGUUUGGAAACACUCAUGCAGUUGAAUGGAAAGGUGUGUCCAAACUUUCGAAUUCUUCCGACAAAUAUGAAAACUUCAAAGUACUGAAUGUGGAUGCAUUAAUGUCAAUGAGAGAACUCCAUUACAAAAAAAAAUCCAAAUUAUUUUAAUGAUUAUUAUUUGGUGUAUUAUUUUAAUAAUAUAAGACAGUAUUAAACAAUUUAUAGGAAAGUUAAGUAGGCAUUAGGCAAUAGAGGUCGCUGUCAGUUUUAUGCGCCAUCUUUAUUUUGGUCAACUGACGUUUAAUUGUGACGACUGCUGUUCUUUUCUGUGAUUGGUUCAAUGACGUGACGCAAAAGGUCACGUAUAUUUGGCGCUCUUCCUUCGCAACUCGUCUGGUCUGGCGCGUUUUUGAAACAGUCGUCCGGAGUCAUGUCUUUUCAACGCCAAACUUAAACAUUUCAGCAAACUACAACUUUAGCGACUUCCUCUUUGUGGUCGUACGUUCGAGGGCAACAUGGGGAUAUUGUACGGACCUGUUUUGGGAACUGUUGAGCGGCAAAGUUUCUUUGAUAAAUUGUCUAGCGUGUUUUGCUAGCUUGUUGUUUUUCUAGUGCGUUGCAUUAUAUGCUCUCAAACAAGCAAAUGCUCGUCUCAGACUGUGGAUGUUUCUUUUGCUGUCGACGCCGGGACGUCAAUUGGACACAGAGUCAGGAUUGUUUCUUAAGUUUUUAGUGUAUACGGUGUCUCUAAAGUAUGGCUGGUGUGGUGGCAAUGGCAUCUGUCAUAGAGGACUUUGACACCCAGCCUUGCAAGAAAUCUAGCAAAGAUGGUGGCAAUGCGGUUGUCAAAACGAUCACCAGCUACUUCUCCCCUGUGGCCAAAGCUGUAGAGAAACCUUUCUCGCCCCCUCGCUCCAAUAACAUCAUGGACUACUUCAGCCGUGGGGCACUGACCUCCAAAGCGAAGACCAGCCCAUCAGAACAGCCUAAGGAGAUCAAUCAUAAGUCUGCAGAGAAACACCCCAGCGCAGAGGCGGCAGUGAAGCAGCCGUCUCUCAAACGGAGAAGGAAGGCCACUAAAGCUGUGAGGAAACUUGUGGCGGUUGAGGCUGUCAGCCCGGCUGAUGAUGACAGCUGCUUUAUUGUGGAGGAAUCGCAUGAAAACAUGAUCUCGGUGAGGGAAUCCAGCAGUUUGUGUGGUGUCCUUGGUAGUGAUACUGCUGCGCUGCUGGCCCAACUUAGCUCUGAGACUUGUAAUGGAACACAAGAGACACAAAAAGAUCAUGAACAUCAUGGUGAUGCCUCUAGCUGUGGAAAAAAUACAUCCGCUUUAGUUGUGAAGGACAAACCUGCCAAAACGUCUGUGCGCAAUUCAAGGAAGAGCAAACAAAAAGAGGCAAAUCGUUCCGAAUCCGAGGAGAAAGUGGCAGACAGUUGUCUUUGUGAUGCUAACAUGGAGGUGGAUGUGAGCAAGGACUCUGAGUUGAACAGUAGCACCGUCAUGAUCUCCUUCGAGGAUUUUGUGCGCAGUCAGAGUGAGGACAAAGGUGAAGAAAGUGUGCAGUGUGAGGGAAAUAAAGCGCUUAAAGACUUUGAUGGAAUGGACAGCUCCAAAUCUGAAGAGGCAUCUAAGGAGCUCUCUAUCCAAAUCUCACCUCGAACCAUCACCAUAGAGGCUCAAAUGCACACCAUUUCCCACAAGGAGGUACCAGAGAAUCCUGCGCGAAAGGCAUCAUCGCUAACCAACAGGAGAAAGGGUGCGAGAAGCCCUGUAAAGGAAUCUCAGCCGACUGGUAAGCGGAAAUCCAAUGUUGUUCUUGAGGAGGAGGAUCUUGACUUAGCUGUGCUUGAGAGUGAAUCCACACCUAAAUGCCCUGAUGCAGAGAAGAGGCAGUUCAUGGCUGCCUUCAGGCAGCCCAGCCUGGAUGGGUCUAAAGCAAAGCUGGGCAAGAACCAGGCCAAACAAAAGCAACCCGCAGAGAACGAUGUUGAUACAGUCAGAACAGAGGGAAGUGAAACCCCGGAAAACAAAAAAGCUCCAAAACCAAAAAGAAAAGGGAAGAAGGCAGAGGAGACUUUGACCCCUAAAUCUGAAAACAAUGGACAGGAGCAAGAUGCUUCACAUCCCCUCAUCCCUCCUGUGAGGAGGUCUAGAAGAGAGGCUGUGGUCAGGCAGGCCCUCAAAGCUUCACCAGCAACUGGAGAUGUUUCAAAGGAUUCUGCUGCUUCUCCCAAAGAGACACUUGUUAAGUUAGCCACCCCUAAAACACGAAAGUCCAAACAUGGAGUCUACAUUGUGGAGAUGGUUUGUCCUCCAGACUGUAAAGAGAGUCCAAUCAGGAUUAAACUGACAAGGGUUCAUCAAAAUGUAUGUGGCAGUGACAAAAACCCUCCACUGACCUCUAAUGCAUCAAAUGACUCAAAAAAGCAGAAGAAGGCAAAGAAACUAGUGGAGAAAGCAAAGGCCUUUCAACAGACUAAGAAAGCUGCUGCUGUUGAGGUUAACAACACCUUACGGCGUUCAUCAAGAACUGAGGCCGCCAUCGCAAAGAGUUAUUGUGAAGACGAGGAUUCUGUCAUCUGCCUCGAGGAGGAAGAGACUGCUUCUCCCCAGAUUAGACAACAAAAGAGUAAAACUCAGAAGUCACUACGCAGCCUCAAUGACGUUCUGGGCAAAGACACUAAAGCUCCUCCAGGCUCCAAGGUUGCCGUGCCGAGCCAAGAGAAGAACGCUCGUAAGUUGUCUGUUGCGAGUUCCAUCUUUGAUGAGAGCAGCCAAGAGGGUUCGGAAAACUCCCAGGAUGAUGAACAAUUCAGGGCCCGGAGAGAGUUCUUGAAAAGCGGCUUGCCUGAUUCCUUCAAGAAGCAAAUUGCCAAGGCCACUGCCACCAAGGAGGCGUAUGCCCUUUCCUGUUCCUCUUUCCAACCUGUCAUACAUUUGACACAACCUCCCGCAGAUUGCCCCUUAUGGAGUCUACCCUGGCCUGAGUCUCCAAAACUCUGUCAUCUCAAAGAGCUUUGCAUCCAAGUGUCCAAGCCACCGCCAUCUCUGAUCGGGUCCUUUGCUGUGAAAAAAGAACCAGACGUCAGAGACUUCCAUGAACGAAGCUCUGGCUGGAGGCCUGAGAUGUCUGAAAAUGUUCGCCAGAUACUUGUGGAGGAGGUCAUCGCUUCAAACCCUCCUUUCCCCUGUAAGGCAUUGCUGCCUCGCCUCUUGGCCAGACGUGCCGAUCACCAGCAUUACUCAGAGGCUGGAAGCACACAGUCAUCAGUGGAGCCAGCAGGAGGGAAGAGGAAGAGAAUGGAUGAUGAGGGGUCCAAAGUAGCUAAGAAGCAGCGGGCCACCUAUCUAGAUGUUUCUACCCUCAAGACGGAGCCGCCUCAGAGGGGAGCCCGCACGAGACGAUCUCAGAGAGGAGCCAAACUGCAUGCGGAAGCGAGCAAAGACAAGCUUUUGCCCGGAACAUCUAAUGAUGUUGUGGUUGUGCUCGAUGACUUGCCUGAGGACACUGAGACAAAAGAAGGAGGAAAGGAGGACGUCUUGUGGACAGAAAAAUAUCAGCCGCAGCACUCCAGUGACAUCAUUGGCAACACAUCUUCAGUGCGGAGGCUUCACAGUUGGCUGAAGGAAUGGAAGCUCCAUGCAGACAGAGAGGAGAGGAAUAAGCAGAAGGAGAAGAAGCAAGAGGAAGGCAGCAAUGACUCUGACUGGGACUGUGGAGAGGACUCCCCCCUGCUUGCAGAGGACACUUUAUGCAAUACAGUCCUCAUCACAGGACCCACAGGGAUAGGCAAGACGGCCACAGUCUAUGCCUGUGCUCAGGAGCUGGGAUUUAAGGUAUUUGAGGUGAAUGCUUCCUCUCAGCGGAGUGGCCGUCUUAUCCUUUCCCAGCUGAAGGAGGCCACCCAGUCACACCAGGUGGACAGCCAGGGAGUCAACGCCCACAAGCCCACCUACUUCAACAGCUACAAUGCCAGCAACAGCACUGGCAAGCAUGUGUUCUCACCCAGGAAGCUGAACUCUCCUCGCAGGGUCCUCUCCUCUCCUAGAAAACCUCCCCAGUCCCCAAGAGGUGCUAAAAAAGGAGGCCUGGUGCCAACAUCUUUAGCUAACUUCUUCAAAAUGGGCCGCACCAGCAACAAGGAACCUUUGAGUGCUAAGCAGGAUGACAAAAACGCUUCUACCAAACAAAAAAAGGCACAAGAAGACACCCCUAAAAAAAAAGAGGCCAGAGUCAAAUCACCUGCUACUGCAAUAGUGAACAAGGACAACAGUGAGGAGCAGAGUAAGAAGAUGUCGGCCACCUCGCUCAUCCUCUUUGAAGAAGUGGACGUGAUUUUUGACGAAGACGCUGGCUUUUUUGCCGCCAUCAAGACAUUCAUGAGCACCACCAAAAGGCCGGUCAUCCUCACCACUAGUGAUCCUGCAUUCAGCACCAUGUUUGAUGGCAACUUUGAAGAGAUCUAUUUCAAAACACCAUCUUUGCUGGACGUGAGCAGCUACUUGCGCCUGUUGUGUCUGACCGAGGACACAAGGACAGACCAGCGUGAUGUCAGCGCUCUGCUGCAAGUCAACGGCUGUGACAUUAGACAGAGCUUGCUGCAACUGCAGUGUUGGAUUCGCAGUGCUGGUGGCCGCCACACGACCACACCAUCUCCCGACACCAACCAAAAUGGAACUGAACUGAAGUCCGAUCUAUGUGGAGAGCAAGCACCCACCCUGACUGUUGCAUCACCCCAGCCUCCGUGUGAAAGCGGCUGCACUGAGAGCCUGCUGGGCCUGUUGAAUAUACAGCCCAAGGGAGACAUUUGGGAGCUGCUUGGGAGUCAGAAAGAUGUGGCGACGUGCUGGGAGUUGCUAACAGAGAGCAGUCGACGAGGAGUCAACCUUCUUUACUCCAACAUGGAGACCCUCUUACCUUUACCCUGCACACAGUUGAGGCCCGCCUAUAAACCCAAGACCCCCUCUGUUACUGUGUCCACCUGCCCUCAGUCUGACACAGCGCCUUCCCAGGCAAGGCUGUUUCACUCUGCAGAGUUGGCCGAUUGCUCAGACGACGGAAGUCCGGUUAAAGUGUCCCACAGGAUGAAGAAAAGCAAAAGAAGACACUGCUUUCCUGACCAGGAUGGACGCCACUCAGGCUCUGACUCAGAGGAGAGUUUCCUCUCUCUCUGCAAACCGCAGACGGCACCACCUCCUGCCAAGGCAGAAACCAACGAGAGUUUACUUCCACAAAGGGAGAAACGGAAACCACUGACUCCUGAAGAGCGGCAAAAGACUCUCCCUGUCUCCAUGUGCCUGGAAUCAAUAAGUGACUUUUUCGACAACAUGUCUGACAUAGACUCCCUUCUUGCUCAUCAUGCGGAUGAUGUCUGUAGGAGAAACCUGCCAGUGAGUGCAGCACUGAAGGACGGAAUGACGGAUGAAUUGAGAGUUGAGAUGGACACACUGAGUUGGGUAAUGGGAGAGCAGGUGUUGGAGAUCCAGGCUGCGGUAGAGGAGAUGAGCUUCCGCAAGUGUCAGCUCUCUGCAGCAGAGACCUUGGACCGAGCGCAGCAGCUGGAGGCGGCGGAGGAACUGACCCUCCCUGUGGCUUCUCAUCGUGAAGGAUGCAACUUCACUCAAAGCAGCCUCUGUCAACCCCAGUUGGUGCAGCAGAGGAGAGACAUCAUAGAGAGUCUGGUGUUCAGAGGAGCGUUUGGCACUGUGGGCAACAGAUCUGCAGCUGCUGUGGACUACUUGCCAGCCCUACGCACCAUCUGCAGGUCAGAGCAGCUUAAGGAGCAAGGCAAGGUGAAACGAAGGUUUCUACACUACCUAGACUCCAUCAAUUUGGGUCUUCCUAAGGAUAUUCUCUCGUACCUUGCCACAGACUUCUAAUAAUCCUCAGAGAAGCCCAUAUGCUUCGUUGUGAACCUUAUAUACACAAAUAAUUAAGAGUUUCUAAGAUAAACUGGAAGAAUGCAGAGCUGUGUGUGUGACAAGUGAACUUUUAGACUCACAUCAGUUCUGUCACAUAGGGACGGUGCCUUUGAAAGACUGCACUAAAAUAACUAAGUUUUGUAUUUUUGUACAGUGUUUUAUACACCUUAGUGUUGAUGUAUUCAUUUGCUUUGUAUUUUUGAUUUUGUUUUUUUAAUCAAGUAGAAACUGCUUAUUAGAGCAAGUGUCAAUCAUUUGUAAGAAUUGAACAUGAAAAAUAGUAUAAAAUCUGUAUUUGUGUAAAUUGUCAUUGACCACAUAAAGUAGUUAGGUAUGAAUGGCAGGCUUUUGACCCCUAAUGACACUUUCACAUACUCACAUUUUUUAAUGUGUAUAUAUAUGUAUAUAUUUUCCCAUUUCUAAAUUUGUACACAUUCACAUCGGGGGUUUGU